UUAAUUAUAAUAUUUGUGUUGAGUGUGAAAUAAAUUUUGAAUUGAGUAGUAUUCAUUUCCGUUCACUGCACUUUACAGCACUGUAAAUGGCAGCAGACAGAGAUUUUCUGCAGCAGAGAACAAAACGUCAUCAAUUUUUGCAGUAAAGAUAAAGUGAAGUGUGUUAAUUUUUACAAAUAUUCUCUAGAAUUUGGAAAGGAAAACGCCUGCAAAAUAUCUUUGAAAAGUCCAGAAGUGUAUUAGUGUUUAAAUGCUAACGUAUUUAAGGUUUAGCUGAGUUAUUACACCAUUUUUCACGAUUUUCAAUUCUCCUACAUCUGCUCCCUCAAAUACCAACAGAUUGUCAUACUGUAAGCACACAUACAACCCUACACAACAGAGAACAAAGUGAAAUCAUUUUUGCAAACUUUUCCAGUGUUUUUUUUUUAUUAACUUGUCCACCGCCACAGUGCUGUGAAUGAUAUCUUCCGCCUCACCAGUUGGUCUGUUUGGAAGCGCUUACCAAAACCGGAGCAGCAGUAAUAGUAACAGCACCAUGCAGCAACAAGCCAGCGCCUCCGGCAGCAGCCCUUUUGCCGUCUACUCCUCCUCCUCCACCAGUCCACAAAUGGGUUUAGAUGUGGAAUUUGGCUCAGAUCCAGCAAGUGGUGCCUUCUUUCAAUCAGAGGGACGUAAACAUGAUGAUUUAAAACAAAUGCUGGAUAGUAACAAGGAUGGUCUUAAAUUGGAAGCAAUGAAACGUAUAAUUGGCAUGAUAGCGCGCGGUCGUGAUGCAAGUGAUUUAUUUCCUGCUGUGGUGAAAAAUGUGGUUUCGAAAAAUAUAGAAGUAAAGAAAUUGGUUUAUGUUUAUUUGGUGCGCUAUGCCGAAGAGCAGCAGGAUUUAGCUUUGUUGUCUAUAUCAACAUUCCAACGUGCAUUGAAAGAUCCGAAUCAAUUAAUACGCGCAUCUGCUUUGCGUGUUUUGUCAUCCAUACGUGUAAGCAUGAUUGUGCCAAUUGUUAUGUUGGCUAUACGUGACAGUGCUAUGGAUAUGAGUCCAUAUGUACGUAAGACUGCAGCGCAUGCUAUACCUAAACUAUACUCACUGGAUCCAGAACAAAAAGAAGAAUUGGUGACAGUUAUCGAAAAGUUACUCUCCGACCGUACAACGCUUGUUGUUGGUUCGGCGGUAAUGGCGUUCGACGAGGUAUGUCCGGAGCGGGUUGAUCUUAUACACAAAAACUAUCGUAAACUAUGCAAUUUGCUAGUCGAUGUAGAUGAAUGGGGUCAAGUGAUUAUAAUUAAUAUGUUAACACGUUAUGCGCGCACCCAAUUUGUUGAUCCCAACGCAGAAGAAGCUGCUGAUGAUACUAAUAGACAAAAGGAAGAUGGAAAGGAAAAUUUUUACGAAGAUUCCACUACUGGCGAAUCAUCCGAUGAAAGUGGCAAUGAAAAGCAUGAGAAAAACAAAACUAAAUCUAAGUCGGAUACUGCAAAUGAACGCACUUAUUCCUCAUCGUCAUCGUAUCAUGUAGAUUUGGACCAUCGCCUACUCUUACGUCAAACUAAACCACUACUACAAUCCCGCAACGCUUCAGUUGUAAUGGCUGUGGCUCAAUUGUAUCAUCAUGUGGCACCACGUAAUGAGGUACAACUAAUUGCCAAAGCACUAAUACGUUUGUUGCGUUCACACAAAGAGGUACAAAGUGUUGUGUUGACUUGCAUUGCAUCAAUGUCGACCAAGCGCAAAGUGAUUUUUGAGCCACAUAUUAAGUCGUUCUUUGUGCGAACUAGCGAUCCAACGCACAUUAAAUUACUCAAAUUGGAUAUACUGACCAAUUUGGCAUCGGCAACGACUAUUGCACUGAUUUUACGCGAAUUCCAAACGUACAUUUCCAGUAGCGAUCGUUCAUUUGUUGCUGCGACAAUACAGGCUAUCGGUCGUUGUGCCGCAUCCAUAAAGGAGGUGACUGAAACUUGUCUCAACGGCUUAGUUCAUUUACUCUCCAAUCGUGAUGAGCACGUUGUGGCCGAGAGUGUGGUUGUUAUAAAGAAUUUACUGCAAUCCAAAUCUGCGGAGCAUUUUGAAAUCAUCUCACAAAUGGCAAAACUGAUUGACUACAUUACCAUACCAGCAGCGCGCGCCUCAAUAUUAUGGCUUAUUGGCGAAUAUAACGAGAAAGUGCCGAAGAUAGCGCCAGAUGUACUGCGUAAAAUGGCCAAAACAUUUGCUGAUGAGGAGGAUGUUGUUAAAUUACAAAUACUAAAUCUUGGCGUGAAAUUAUUUCUCUCUAAUCCACAACAAACAUCGCUACUCAGCCAAUACGUUUUUACCUUGGCCCGUUAUGAUCCCAACUAUGACGUACGCGAUCGCGCACGCUUUUUACGCCAAUUUAUUUUCCCAGCCAAUGGUCGCACUACUGUACUCUCCGAAAAUGCACGCAAAAUCUUUCUCUCUUCAAAACCUAAACCCGCUUUGGAGAGCAAAUACUGUGAGCGUGAUCACUAUCAACUUGGCUCGCUAUCGCACUAUUUAAAUAUGCGUGCAACUGGUUAUAAGGAUUUGCCACCAUUUCCCACAGAAGCGCCCGAUACGUCGGUACGUAACAUUGAGGGUUAUAUGCAGGAAUCUAGCCCUACAGCUGCAGGCGGCGCAUCUGGUAGCUCAACAUGUGGCGCUGCCUCGCGUUCGCCACAAAAGCAACAGAGCAACAGGAAUGCACAUGCAAAUAAUGAUAAGAAUUUCUUCUCAGAAUCAGAGAAAUCUUCCGCAUACUCAGGGUCUGGCUCUAGCGGUAGCUCGUCGUCAUCGUCAUCGAGUGAUGGUGAAUCCUCUGAAUCGGAAACAGAUCAGGUGAAUGAUGUAGCUGCUGCCAAAACACAAAAACAGUCUAAAGAGGACGAGGUCAAGCAGUCGGCUACUAACGUGUUGGUUAACGCGACGACCAGCAAUGGCAACAACAAUAUACACUUGAAUGCCAAUGAUAACGGUAACAACGAAAGCGGAGGCACAUCCGACAGUGAAUCUUCCUCAUAUGGCUCAUCUGAAACUAGCACAGAUAGUGGUUCAAACUCGGAGAAUGGCUCAGAAUCUUCCGAAUCGGAGACAGAGAGUGAAAAGAAACGUAAAUUUCAACGUGUCAAAGAGAAAGCCAAGGAAGCAAAGUUGAAAGAGAAGGAAAAAACUACGGUUGUGCAAGAGACUGCCACCGCUGCAGCGUCAACGAAAAGUAAUUUGGAUCUGCUGCUCGACCUAGAUGACAUACCGCCCGUAGGUCCAGUUAUGACGCCAUCACUUGGUGGUUUUCUAACACCUGCUACGCCACUAGGUGGUGCCGUAGGCCUCUUGCCCAUCAGCGCCGCCAAUCGCAUCGAAUUGGUCGGCCCUUCACACAUCGAAUUCAAGCAUCGCGAAUUGCUGAACAAACUCUCUGGACAUGGUUUGCAAGUCAGCUAUCGCUUUACGCGUGCACCACAUCUAUAUUCCUCCGCUAUGGUUUCAAUAGAGCUACAAUUCUUGAAUUUAUCCAAUAAUGAAAUAACCAAUAUACAUCUGAGCCAACAACAGUUGCCUGCCGGUAUGAAUCUCAAUGAGUUUGCACCACUGCAAUGCCUGCAACCCCAACAAAUGGGCACCAGUGUGCUUGGCAUUGACUUCAAUGAUUCCACGCAUGCGGUUGAGCUGGAAAUCAGUUCAAGCGCCGGGAAGUCGCGCGUAACACUCAAACCGCCGGUGGGGGAAUUGGUUCGUUCAGUGCAGAUUAGCGAAACGUAUUUUAAGGAAGAACGUACCAAAUUACGUGGCAUGAAUGAGCAUCAGAGUCGCUUGCAAUUGAGGCACGACGCAGUGGAUCUUGCGGCCAUUAAACAACGUAUAUUUGAAUGUAUUAAUGUAGCAUACAUUGCCACCGGUGAUGCCAACAAGGAUGUGUUGCAUUUUGUGGGUCAAACAAUGAAUUCGAAAAGUCUGGUUUUAAUUACUUUGGAUUGGCAAGCAGCUGAAGGUGAGCAGCUGAGCUUGUUGGUGAAUUGUGAGAAGAUGGUGAUUGGAUCGAUGGUUUUGAAUGAGUUGCGGAAUGCGCUCAGUGUGACAUUUCAAUGUUAGGAGCAUUCCAAUGGAGAGGCAAAGAGGAGGAGCUUUUAAAAUGGCAUAAAAUUUAAUUUCUUUUAUAUACAUAUAUAUUCUAAGCAAAAGUUUAAUGAACAAACUAAAAGAAGAACAUACAUACAUGCGAUGUAAGCCAGAAAUAAAAGAAUUUAGUUGAAAUAAGACUAACUGUGAUUUCGGCAUGAUGAUACACGGCAUAAAUUCCAAAUUAUCAACGAAAUUGCUAUGCAAAGAAAAAGCAUAAAUAUUCAAAUAUAUUAUAUAAAUUUAAAAAUAAAAAGGAAAAACGUAAAAGUUCGAAUAGAAUUCAAAUAUUUCAAAACUAUUUAGUGCAGUAAGCAAAUGCUUAACAUCAAAAAAUAUUCAGUGUAUAGAUAUCACGGCGCUUUUAAAGAAUUUAGGACUGUUCUUAAAAAACAUAAUGCAUACAUAUACAUUUUUCAUUUAAUUAUAUUAUAUUUUAUAUCCAGCGUUUUAACAUAAGCCCGAAUAAAUGAAAUAAAAAUAAAAAAAUUUGCAUGCAAAUUUUGAUCAAUUGCAAAGCAAAGUUGAUGUUAAAAUGGAAGAAAAUUUAGGUAAAAGUUGAGCAAAAUAAUAAAGUUUUUUAAUUAUU
Ceratitis capitata (Mediterranean fruit fly) is the source of this 4700-nucleotide messenger RNA. It is a transcript of the gene rb, whose product is annotated as AP-3 complex subunit beta-2. Gene Ontology annotation, biological process: intracellular protein transport; vesicle-mediated transport. The record is from RefSeq and is a predicted model, not a curated record. Lineage: Eukaryota; Metazoa; Arthropoda; Insecta; Diptera; Tephritidae. Gene Ontology annotation, molecular function: protein binding. Bases 458 to 4084 code for a protein of 1208 amino acids. The transcript has 5 exons. Gene Ontology annotation, cellular component: membrane coat; AP-3 adaptor complex.